This is a messenger RNA of Didymodactylos carnosus, 834 nucleotides long. The record is from the annotation of a GenBank genome assembly. Lineage: Eukaryota; Metazoa; Rotifera; Eurotatoria; Philodinida; Philodinidae.
AUGAAAGAAAAAGGUGAUAACUCAAAGAUUCGCCCUGAUGCAAGUGCUGGUUAUCAAGCAUGUUUAAAUGCAGAAAAAGAGGAGGAACGACUAGUCGAAGAGGGAAAUAUAGGAGCUGGUGCUGGGUGUGCUGUUGGAAAAAUGUUUGGAAUAGAGCGCGCAAUGAAAUCAGGUCUAGGUACAGCGUCGAUUACUCUACGUGAUGAAAAGACAAAUUCAUCAAUAACAGUUGGUGUAAUCGUAGCUGUAAAAGGCGGUUCAAAUACCACGUCAAGUUUUUACCGGAUAUAUUCUGAAAUUGUCCAAGUAAAGUUAAAAGUUAUUACGUCAGAGCAAAAGAAAUGGGGGACGGUGAGCGGUGGAAAAGUAUCAAGAGUUUUGCUGACGGUCAGCCGUAAAAUUGUCGCGCAUUAUGAAGAAAGCGAACUGCCUGGAGCCCGAACUCCUGAUGGUCUUUCUCUAAUGAACACUGUCAAGCAACUAGUAGAAAAUAAAUUAUCGCUUUCAGAUAUAUUCGACAUUCGUCAAGACGAAGGUAUAUCAACAACAAUUGGAUGUGUUGCGACUGACGUUAAACUGACCAAAGUUCAAGCAACAAAAAUAGCACAGAUGGCACAUGAUGGUUUAGCCAGAACAAUAAAUCCUGUACAUACACCGGCUGACGGUGAUGCGAUGUUUACUAUAAGUACUGGAAAAUCGACAAUGAAAGCUGAUUUAAUGUUAGUUGGUACAUUAGCCGCAACGGUCGUAGAGCGUGCCGUUAUACGAGCGGUGAUGAAAGCAACAAGUAUCCCUAAUUUACCAAGUGCAAGGGAGUUUUUGAGUAAGACGUGA